AACUCGAUAUAUAUAUAUAUAUAGAUAUAAAUAAGAACCUCCCCUGAAUAGGUCAGAGUCCGCUAGUCCAAAAUCGCCAAAGCUUGAAAUCUGAUUGCGGCGUCUCGCGCUUCCUUCUUCCACCUUCCCCGGGUUUCACUGUGCCGAUGACUUUUCUUCUGAGAAAGAGAUCGUCAUCCAUCGCGUGCCUUCGUUUUCCCUUCAUGAACCGGGGCAGGCUUUGGCGUUCUUGGAACUUCUUCUUCCGCCACUGGACUUGACCCUACCCCCCCCAAUUAGGGUUAUCUAUUUCUUCCAUUUUUUUCCUUAGAAAAAAAAACCCGUUUCUUCUUCUCUCGCUGCCGACGAGUCUUCUUUCUCUUCGAAUCUUUCUGGCUGCUACAUUCUGAAGCACUUCAUAUUUCGGUUUUUCAUUUUCAUUUUUAUUUCUUUUUAUUAUCUGGAUGGCCAAACCAAAAAUGCCAGGGUUUCGGUUUCAACCCACUGACGUUGAGCUGAUUGAGUAUUUUCUGAAGAGGAAGGUUCGGGGUAAGAAAUUCCCUUCCGAAAUAAUUGCUGAACUUGACUUGUACAAGUUUGCUCCGUGGGACCUCCCAGAUAUGUCUUUGCUCAAGAAUGGGGAUUUGAAUUGGUACUUCUUUUGCCCUCGGGGAAAGAAGUAUUCGACUGGUGGGAGGUUGAAUCGGGCCACGGAGGCUGGGUAUUGGAAGACUACUGGGAAGGAUAGAGCAAUUGAACACAAUAAUAGAGUUGUGGGGAUGAUAAAAACACUGGUUUUUCACACUGGUAGAGCCCCUAAGGGAGAUCGAACUGAUUGGGUUAUGCAUGAAUUUAGACUUGAUGACAAGGUGCUGGCUGAUGAAGGCGUAUUGCAGGACUCCUAUGUGAUUUGUAGGGUGUACCAAAAGGAGGGUCCUGGUCCUAGGAAUGGUGCACAAUAUGGUAAACCAUAUGAGGAGAAAGAGUGGGAAACAGAUGAGGAAAUUGAUUCUGUACAAUCUGCCCCUGUUGCUGCUGUUUGUGCACCUGUUCCUAUACAACCUAGUGAAAGCCAUAUUUCCGUUGCUAAUUACAUCCAUCCCUCUACGAGUGGAUGUGCUGGAUUGACCUCUGUAUCAUGUGUAUCAGAAUUGAUGCCAUCUUGCUCGACACAUCCUUCAGCACCUAGCAAUCCAGUUGGCACUGUAUCAUGUGUAUCAGAAUUGAUUCCCUCUUGCUCGGAACCACAUCAUUUGCCAUCAAACAAUCAAGUUGGCUCUGUUUCAUGUGUUUCAGAAUUCAUGCCCUCUUGCUCAGCACAUCCUUCAGCACCAAACAGUCAAGUUGGCUCUGUUUCAUGUGUUUCAGAAUUCAUGCCAUCUUGCUCGGCACAUCCUUCAGCACCAAACAGUCAAGUUGGCUCUGUGUCAUCUGCAUCAGAAUUGAUGCCCUCUUUCUCAGACCAUCCUUCAGCACCAAACAAUCAAGUUGGCUCUGUAUCUUGUGUACCAGAAUUGAUGACCUCUUGCUCAGCACAUCCUUCAGCUCCAAAUAAUCAAGUUGGCUCUGUAUCUUGUGUACCAGAAUUGAUGACCUCUUGCUCAGCACAUCCUUCAGCUCCAAAUAAUCAAGUUGACAAUGACAUUCUAUCUUUGCUUGAUUGUUUCUUUGAAGAUGAUGACACAUUGGCUGUGAAAGAAAACAACAGAAUUGAGAACAUUGAUGAUCCUGAUCAGGCAAACAAUGCCGAUGGUGCACUGUGUUCAGAUCCAAAUGCUAUUUUUGAGGAGUUAGGAGACCUUAACAGCUUGGUUGGAUUGGGUGAAGGCAGUUUUUCCUGUGGCCAGAAAAAUGAAUAUACUACAAGCGAAAUGCUUUAUACUGUUGAUAUAUUCGGGUCUUGUGACCAUGACUUCUUGGAGUUGCUUGACCUAGAGACACCGCAGCUCUGGCUGAAUAAACAUGGAAGUGGUAGCCAAGAUAAGUAAGGCUAAAAAAUUGAGGGAAGUAUCACAGCAAAUUGAUUGAACUAUAGCCCCAAGUACCUAACCUUGAUUAGAAUAAACAAAGGAUUCUCUUCCUGUUCUUCAUUUAAAAACCAUCAUGGCACCUGUUACUUCGCAUCAUAUCAACUGACAAGAAUGUUGAUUAAAAUCUAGUUAUGUUCUUUGAUUGUGUUAUGUUUGAUUAAAAUCUAAUUAUGCUGGAAGUUGUUCCCAAAUCUA
Messenger RNA from Glycine soja, 2204 nucleotides. RefSeq names its product NAC domain-containing protein 82-like. The record is from RefSeq and is a predicted model, not a curated record. The coding region runs from base 444 to 1967 and encodes 507 amino acids. NCBI's taxonomy places the organism in Eukaryota, Viridiplantae, Streptophyta, Magnoliopsida, Fabales, Fabaceae. The transcript has 5 exons. Gene Ontology annotation, molecular function: DNA binding. Gene Ontology annotation, biological process: regulation of DNA-templated transcription.